AUGGGCUACCUAACCAAAAUAGCCAUCCCGUUUAUUCUUCUAAUGAUAAGUGAUAACGUGCCAUUUGUGCGAAGCUUUUUUACCUCAAGCGGUGGUGGCGAAAUGGCCCAGAGGGGUGGAAGGAUAAGAAGAAACGACUGUUACCACGUAUCGAAAUGGAAGAAAGGCGCAAGGGAGGUGCUGCUAAAUAGUGUUGCAAAGGCACAGGGGGGGAGUCCGUUGGGUGGCCCCCCCGUGCUAGAUGGGGUAGACAACAAAGUGGAGGGCAGAAGCUGUAGUGAUGACCGUGCAGGUUUCCGCGCUGGGGAUAGCACUGGGGGCGGCAAUGGGGACGGCACUGGGGACAGCACUGGGGACACCCCUGGAAGCUGCGCAGCGGGGCUGGACCUCUUCCAGAAUGACUGCCUACAACUGAAGCAGUGGUACCUAGGACAGGAGGUGCGGGAGAAGUGGAAGCAAAAGCACGUCGAAAAUGUUCGCUGCAACUACGAGAAAGUCCUACUAAACAAUAAGUACAACGAACUGUUCAACAUGUACAGAAAUAUAAAAAAAAAUAACGUGGAAAAUUACAAAAAGAGAGUUAAAACAAACAGAAUAAAUCCAGUCAUCUAUGUAAAAAAAAGGCUAGUCUCAGCAACAGCAAAGUAUAUUAAAAUGUCAUUCAUGAAAACGAGGAAAAUUCUUUGGAAAAUCAGAUACAUGCCAAUAAUCAAAGCUUUCGCAUUUCUCUACUACUACGGCACCAAUAAAUACACAGUCAAUAUCUACAAGUGUAUAAAAUCGUGCCUCUUUAACGCUAUUAACAAAUAUGGGCGCAAUAAUAUUAAGCCCGUUUUUCACACGCUGCAGGCUAACAUGGGUGGGUACACCAAAAAAAUUAAUAUCCGAGCAAAAGGGAAAACGGACAUCAUACGCGAGCCGCACACGCACAUUCGGGUGGUGCUCGAGGUGUAG
Messenger RNA from Plasmodium cynomolgi strain B, 954 nucleotides. Its product is annotated as ribosomal protein. Lineage: Eukaryota; Apicomplexa; Aconoidasida; Haemosporida; Plasmodiidae. Bases 1 to 954 code for a protein of 317 amino acids. The transcript has a single exon. Gene Ontology annotation, biological process: translation; ribosome assembly. Gene Ontology annotation, molecular function: structural constituent of ribosome. Gene Ontology annotation, cellular component: large ribosomal subunit; ribosome. The record is from RefSeq and is a predicted model, not a curated record.